GCUCGUAAACGGGCGGUCUCGAAGAGUGCACGGAAAACGUGAAUCCGGGAUAAAGGUUCAAGUGUUUUCACGAGAUUUUUACGUGUUUGGUGAAAAUUCCGGUCGAGUGUUAUGGUAAUUUUGUUGGCCGGCCUCCCACCCGCUGCUUAACAUUUGUCGUAAUCCCUUCCCUCGAUACGAGAAUCAGUGCGCGAAGAUGAACACGAUGUACCACAUGAAACCGCUGCAAAAGCUGGAUGAUGUUUGCGACGUGCCAAGUUGCAUGUACAAGCUGCAGCCGGUUUGCACGUUUUCCUUUGAUCCUGCGGCCAAAAUUCACGGACUGAAGGGCGAACCACUAAGCGCCACUGCCGCCGAUCCGAUGUCUGCCGAAAUUGAUAAUUUUCUUAAAAAGGCUGAGAACGACGAACUGAGCAAAUUAGCCGAACGGCAGCAGCGUGUGCUACAACAACUGGCGGCCCUGAAGCAGGAUCUUUUGUCCUUGCGAACUGAGCUGAAAAUCAACAAGCCGGCGGCCGCAUCUUCAGUAUCUCCCCAAAAGACGAAGGGCCAGCUAAAAGCUGAACCUAUCAAUCUUAUCAACUUGCAAGAUUUCGUCAUCAAUGCCAGUCCGGAACACGUCCCGUACAGUUUGCUGGCGUUGAAGAACCUCUGGAAGGAUCGCCUGAAUUUGCAGGUGGAAUGUUUCACGCACUCCACGGUGCCGAAGCUAAGCGAUGAGGCCGUCAACUUUCAGAAAGCCAUCUCAUCCACCAGCGAGGCCAUCGCUAGCCAGCUGCCCGUCAUCAAAGUUACUUUGAUUUGGAAAAAUGUUGGCACGUACACCGAAAUGAUCACCUCCCCUACUUCCUACGUCCCAAUCUGCGGUGAAGUGAAUAUUUUGCGCUAUCUUUCGCGCUGUGGUCCGAGCGAGUACAACUACGAACUGUUGCAGAACGUGGUUGAAGUCGAUUCGAUCCUGGAUGCCUGCUAUCUGUUAAUCAACAAGCAGAACAUCAAACAGCGCCAACAGAUCCUGCGUACGCUCGGAGCCAAACUAGGCAAAACGAUUGGUUUCGGUGGCGAGGAUGUUUCGAUGUGCGAUAUUGCUUUCACGAGUGCCGUGAAGCAGGUGCAACGCACGGUUGGUAAGGACAUCAACCCCAACAUGGCCAAGUGCAUCGCUCGCGUUGCUACCGUAGUAGGCAUGUAAAGCAGGUCGUCCAGACAGGCUUUGGCUGCAGCAGAUGCACGAUGUGAGUUGCGUGCGUGAGUGUAUUUCCUUCCUUUUAUUCUGUUUCAAUAUUUAUUCGAUCAUUCGAUUUAAAAGGAUAAAAUUACUCGACACUUAGCUUACAGGACAUUUGCGAAGAUUAAAACAAAUAAAACGAAAUUUUAUUCGAGAUGUGCAUUACAAACUAAAGUACACGUGCUUAAGUUGGGACACUACUGGUAGGUAGAGUGGAUGAGAAAAGUUGCUUCGAGCAAAGAGAUUACCAGUACAAUGACC
Messenger RNA from Anopheles darlingi, 1489 nucleotides. RefSeq names its product probable aminoacyl tRNA synthase complex-interacting multifunctional protein 2 (gene AIMP2). Bases 197 to 1192 code for a protein of 331 amino acids. The record is from RefSeq and is a predicted model, not a curated record. The transcript is spliced from 4 exons. Gene Ontology annotation, cellular component: aminoacyl-tRNA synthetase multienzyme complex. NCBI's taxonomy places the organism in Eukaryota, Metazoa, Arthropoda, Insecta, Diptera, Culicidae.